GUUUGUAAAUUGCGAACCUUCGAUUCAUGACUUGAACGAUUUGAUACAAUGUUAACGCAGCAAACCAUGUACUUUACAGGCGGAAUGCUGUCCAAUUGAAGUGAACAGGUUGCCUUCAAUUAAUGAACGGGGCGUCUCUGAUAUGUAUCAAUCGCUGCAAGGGUCAAGCGAAUUAGCAUCACCUACCCGAAUAUCCCGUGAGUUGCCGGGAAGCCACAAUAGGUCAAGUACUCCACAACAGGUCCAACGCAGCCUGGAAUCGAUAGUGCGAAAUCAAAAGCCUAACUCAGCGAUGCGGACAUCUCUUUCAACAAGACAUGCCAAGAUCAGUCCAUACAGACGCGAUCUUAUCAACAAACCUAUGCGGAGUAUAACAGCAGAGCCAAUUCAGAAGGCAUCGCCAGAAAAAGUUGUAGGGUUAAAGUCAUAUACUGAAGGUACAUUUGCUCAUGAAGUGAGCGACAUCGCGAAGACUAAUGAUAAGAAUAUGAUUAGCGAUACUGAAAAUUGGGACAACAAUGGAAACAAUCAUACAGACAGCGACAUACAAGCCGACAACGAGACUUCGCCUAUCCAUGACAGUGGUUUGAAUAGGAUGAAUAGCUUCAAGACAACUAAUAACAGUGCCCGUAAACGUUCAAAUAAACAUAUUAAUUCAAUGAUGGGAGGGCGUACUCAUCUCACAGCGCAGUACCUGGCAUCAAUACCGCCAAAGCAGUUUCUUUCGCAUAUGUCUCAAACUUCGUUGGAUGGAUCACGUAUUCCCCGGCCUCGGCGUCAUACUGAGGCUAGUUCCAAACUUCCGAUUCUCAUGGUGAAUGGUUCCUCGUUAAUAUCCCCCACUUCAUCCCCAGCUUCAAAGUCCGGUAAAGCAAAGGAUGUGGAGGAUGGUGCUUGUGGAGAAACAAAUAAGAGCUGUCGUAUAGUAGUAGAGCGAUCGAUACCUCCUCCAUCAACUCCAUCCUUGAAGGCCUCAAAAUUACCAAGGCCACAAUCACUCGAGAAGCGCUGCCGCAAAGCUCAACCGGCCACAUCUUUUCCCUUCAGAAUCAAGCGACACUGCGCGCCUUCCGAAACAACUGAAAAAGAUCUAGUAUCAGGAAGUAUUGACGCGACAGGGCCUAUAGUUGAUUCUGACGCCCAAAGCGAGGUUGAGGGUCACGCAGACCAAAAAAUGUUGUUGCAAGAACAGGGAUUAGAAGCCGUAAUCCAGCAAGAAGGGCCAGAAGCAACGACCAAAAGACAAGUCAAGAUGAUCAUGUACAGACUCCCGAAGAAUAACCGGUAGGUCUAUUGCCAUUCACGGAUAUAGAGGCGUAGUUCUCAGGUAUAGAGUGAAAAUAAGCCAACCACGUAACCCUGCACCUACUUUAAUAGAAAGCUAUAUCGUGGUGAUCCUGGAACCUACUCGUUGACGACACCUAGACGUCCAGUCACUGUGCUUGCCACACCAUCACGUUCCAGACGCUUUGGCGACUCUAGACGACGG
This is a messenger RNA of Lobosporangium transversale, 1489 nucleotides long. RefSeq lists its product as hypothetical. The coding region runs from base 143 to 1288 and encodes 381 amino acids. The record is from RefSeq and is a predicted model, not a curated record. The transcript has a single exon. Lineage: Eukaryota; Fungi; Mortierellomycota; Mortierellomycetes; Mortierellales; Mortierellaceae.